AAUUAAGAAAUUGUUGAUGAGUUUUGUUUUUCAAUAUUUAAGAGCGAAGACAAUCGCGAGAGAUUGAGAAUCAAUCCUGGGUGGGUGAAUAUAAGGUGUUGAUGGCCGCGAAGGCAUUUCCGAUGGUUGGCGACGCGGCGAAUGUGAGCGGAGGCGCCACCAGUAGUAGGGAGUAUCACCUGAACGACAGCCACCACAAUAUCCUUCCUUUGCAUUCUUCUUCUUCUUCGGCUUCUCCUUCUUCUCAUCUGGCGCUGCUUUGCGAUAACGCCAAGAUGGUUAGGAAGAGGGCGGCGUCGGAGAUGGAGCUGCAGAUCGGCGGGGGAAUCAGCGAGCACGGCAGGUUUCUGCGGCGGAACGCGCCGCUUCUGGGGGAUUUGAGGGUUUGCGGGACUAAUUUUGGCGGCGGCGCCGGGGGUGAUAAUGGUGGGGGGAAUAGUUUGAGUGUGAGUGUGAGUCAUCCGAACCACGUCGUCGUCAACAACUACUCCACUAUGCAGAUAGCGCCACCGCCCACCUCCACCAAUUUGAGCGUGACGUCAACGUCCGACGCCACACACUUGGCUUACAUGGAGCAGUUACCGCCGAAUGAACCGCAGCCGCCUCUUCCGCUCUGUGUUUUCUCCGGCCUUCCUCUCUUCCCGGCUCCUUCCAGAGCUAGAAACGCCGCCGGCGCCGCGCUGCAGCCGGCGCCGCUCCCGGUGACGGCGAGCGGUAGUGCAAUUGGAGUUAACUCCUCCUCCGCCGGCGGCAUGGCGGACAACGGCACCGCGAUGGCGUGGAUCGACGGCAUCAUUAAGGAUCUAAUCCACAUCUCCACUCACGUGUCGAUCCCUCAGCUUAUCCAGAACGUGAGAGAAAUCAUCCACCCUUGUAACCCUAACCUCGCCGCCCUCCUCGAGUACCGCCUCCGCUCUCUCACCACCGCCGCCGCCGCCGAUCCUCUCGCGGCAAACGUUUACGACGAUUGGAGAAGAAAGGAAACACUGCAACCUCAGAGCCAAGACGCCAUUACUCAUCCCCUCCACCUUCCGGAUUCCAUGACUCCUCCUCCUUGGGAAAUAACACUCCCUCCCGCCGCCGCCGCCGCAAUCACCAGGCACCAGCUCCGCGACAAUAAUCCCGCCAGCCUCCCGUUUGUUCCGGUUCCGAGUUCAGAUCGUCAGGACCAACAACAACAACCCGGGAGAAUGGAUAACGAAAAGCAACCGGAAUCUCAGUCCCAGUCCCAAUCCCCUCCGGCGAGCGAGAACACCGCCGCGGCGGCGUUGAUUAGGACGGAAUCCAUUAUGAGGAGAGAAAAGGAAGAACUGGAACAGCAAAAGAAAGACGAAGAAGGCCUCCAUCUAUUAACCUUACUCCUACAAUGCGCGGAAGCCGUCGCCGCCGACAACCUAGACGAAGCAAACCGAAUGCUCCUCCAAGUCUCCGAGCUCUCAACCCCAUACGGCACCUCCGCGCAGCGAGUCGCCGCCUAUUUCUCGGAAGCCAUGUCCGCCCGCCUCGUAAACUCAUGCUUAGGAAUCUACGCGUCGGCGCCGCUCAACGCCCUCCCUCUCAGCCUAAACCAGAAAAUGGCCUCCGCCUUCCAGGUCUUCAAUGGCAUCAGCCCCUUCGUCAAAUUCUCCCACUUCACAGCCAACCAAGCCAUCCAAGAAGCCUUCGAGAGAGAAGACCGAGUGCACAUAAUCGACCUCGACAUCAUGCAAGGCCUGCAAUGGCCGGGCCUGUUUCACAUCCUCGCUUCUCGACCCGGUGGGCCCCCUUUGGUCCGCCUAACCGGCCUAGGAACCUCCAUGGAAGCCCUCGAGGCCACCGGGAAACGCUUGUCGGAUUUCGCCCAGAAACUGGGAUUGCCCUUCGAAUUCUUCCCCGUCGCCGAUAAAGUCGGCAACUUGGAUCCGCAACGCCUCAACGUCAACAAGCGGGAGGCCGUCGCCGUUCACUGGUUGCAGCAUUCUCUGUAUGACGUCACCGGCUCCGACACCAACACCCUUUGGCUCUUGCAAAGAUUGGCUCCAAAAGUGGUGACAGUAGUGGAGCAAGACCUGAGCCAUGCAGGAUCGUUUCUGGGGCGAUUUGUGGAGGCCAUACACUACUACUCGGCGCUGUUCGACUCGCUGGGGGCGUGCUACGGCGAGGAGAGCGAGGAGCGGCACGCGGUGGAGCAGCAGCUACUGUCCAGGGAGAUUCGGAACGUGCUGGCGGUGGGGGGGCCGUCGCGGAGCGGCGAGGUGAAGUUCAACAACUGGAGGGAGAAGUUUCAGCAGUCGGGGUUCCGGGGCGUGUCUUUGGCCGGAAAUGCGGCGGCUCAGGCCACGCUCCUGCUCGGAAUGUUCCACUCCGACGGGUACACCUUGGCGGAGGACAACGGCGCCCUCAAGCUUGGUUGGAAGGAUCUCUGCUUGCUUACUGCUUCUGCAUGGAGGCCACCUCCCCUUGCACAAUAAAAUUCAUAAUAAAUCACUAUUUUAACCGCUUUUAUAUUUUUUAUUUAUUUUUUAGUUUUACUUACUAUGUGUAAUAUUUUGAUCUUCUCUCUUUAUACCGUUGGAGACAUGUUUUUGACAAAAUUGCUUGCAGUAGUAAAAUUAUGUACCAAGUUAAAUUUUAGUAAAAGAAAAAAAAAACGAAUUGCCUUUUUUUUUUU
Messenger RNA from Ipomoea nil (Japanese morning glory), 2650 nucleotides. Its product is annotated as protein SCARECROW. Gene Ontology annotation, molecular function: DNA-binding transcription factor activity; sequence-specific DNA binding. Bases 102 to 2450 code for a protein of 782 amino acids. NCBI's taxonomy places the organism in Eukaryota, Viridiplantae, Streptophyta, Magnoliopsida, Solanales, Convolvulaceae. Gene Ontology annotation, biological process: gravitropism; regulation of DNA-templated transcription; leaf development. Gene Ontology annotation, cellular component: nucleus. The transcript has 2 exons. The record is from RefSeq and is a predicted model, not a curated record.